GCAGCAUAAAUUUACACCCUCGAUCGAUACCGGACCAAAAGUUCAGGCCACUUUGCUUGGGUCUCUACACUCCUAGGAAUAACCACCGCCAUCUGUGGUAUCCUUGGGAUCUCUCCCGCAAACGGCCUCCUUCUUUAGGCACCAAUGCAUUCCGAACUUCUCCAGCACAGAGUAAAGACCUCACUCAUCACUCUCAACGAAAAGACAGGCGAACGAAACACAUCAUUCAAUGAAACGCAAAAAGUCUACGAGCACCGCUGGUUGCCAUUCCUCCAAGCAGCAGGAAUGCUCAUCUUCAUCUCCCCGCCCUUCCAACAUGUCCUCGCUCUAACUCCGAGAUCCGUCCUCGCCGAACACUUCCUCAUCGUGGGCGAGCAAUCCCUCGCUGUAAAUCACAUCUUAUACUGCCUUUUCUACGUCCUCGCCCUGACGUCCGAGCUCCCACUUCUACUGAAAGGAAUCAAAACAAUUGGGGCAUCCAUGGAUACAAUGUGCUGCAGAUUGUGAUGACGAGGAUCAUUUUUUUUAUAUCACAUUGAUGGUUGCUGCGCCCGCGUUUCCGGUGAUAAUCACUGCUUCGGUGCCCGUGAGAUUUUUCUGGUAACGCAUAGAGUUUGGGGGAUGGAAACGUUGAAGUUUGUGGAUGCUUGGGCUUGAAAGGAGGGGACGCUGGAGGAUGACGAGGAUAGGAACAAUGGUGUUACCCCUGAUUUGGAACAGCAAGGCAAGAGCAGAGCUGGCGGUGUCCUUGGAGAGGAAUCAGUCUAAAAGCUGCCUGAGCUUCCUAAGUUUAUCAUCCUAAUAUAAAUAAACCACUUGGGUUGAGAGCAC
This is a messenger RNA of Hyaloscypha bicolor E, 831 nucleotides long. RefSeq lists its product as uncharacterized. The record is from RefSeq and is a predicted model, not a curated record. Bases 145 to 507 code for a protein of 120 amino acids. The transcript has a single exon. NCBI's taxonomy places the organism in Eukaryota, Fungi, Ascomycota, Leotiomycetes, Helotiales, Hyaloscyphaceae.